ACUUUGGAGACUCUCUCAGACGUUCAAGUUAAGGAUAUUACAGGCACAUCAUUUAGCCUAAGCUGGACGCAGCCAGCGGUCGACAGAAGCAGCUCCUUCGAAUACAAAGUUACCCUGAAGUCAACAAAUAACCUAGACAUUGCCGAAAGGAGUUUCUUCUGUGAAACAACAACCCUGGAGACGGGAGAAGUGUCUUGCCAAGUUGACGAUGUAUACACCGAUGUGGGCUAUUCGGUCUCUUUGACAGCCUGUGCAACAGCCAAUUUGUGCGCAGCUCCUUCGGAACCAAUAAUUAUCAAGCCUGCAAUGAAAGAUGGAUACACUUUACAUCCGCCUACAAUCGAAUCCCGUUUCAUCACUGUCAGUUGGUCGAGCAGUCAAGCAAAGCCGGGCAAUGAGUUCAGAGUCCUGGUAAAUUCUUCCGUCGUGGAGACCUGCGCUCCCGAAGUCACCGUCGGCGAGCACAGCUGUCAGAUUAGUGGACUUCUGCCUACCCAGAAAUACAAUGUCAAGAUCGUUGAAUGUCAGAAGGGCACACACGUCUGUGGAGACCUUUGCAGUUUUCUGGUGCAAACAACCACUGACGGACGACUACACAGUAUGCUUACCGACCUAGCAAAGGAUAUAGAUCAUCCAACGACGGCACCCUCUGAUCCAUCCAGUCAGCUAAUGAUCCGUGUUGCCUACUCAACGCUUGGUGUCCCCGCAGUUGGCAACCUCAAAGCCGUCUCCGCAGUGAUUACGCCGGUUGCUAUGGGCAACCCCCCGGAGGGUCCAAACUGGUCAUCCGUGUCGAGUAAUCCUGCGGAAUCGUCCAAAGUGCUGCAAAUGGUCGGUGGGGUAAGUGAAGGCCAGUCAUUCGUGCUACAGCUGAGGGGCGAAAUGUUUUGA
Molecule: messenger RNA, 891 nt
Organism: Dibothriocephalus latus
Lineage: Eukaryota; Metazoa; Platyhelminthes; Cestoda; Diphyllobothriidea; Diphyllobothriidae
Source: the annotation of a GenBank genome assembly